AUGAAGGGCCUUGACGUAGAGAAAAAUGCCCUUUACCGCGGAGACGUCUUGCCUACGCAAGCCGUUGUCCCAGAACCGCCUCAAUCCCAGCGGAAGUACUUUUGGCGCCGAUUUCUCAAGUUCCUCGUGCUGUAUUAUGCUGUUGCGGCAAUAUUUGUUCUUGCCAAACGCGCCAUCUUCAAGAAACAUACAGGUUCAAAGCUUGUAGCGCCUACAGAGUUCUGGGCAUUGGACGCAUUUAAACAGCAAGAUGGGAUUUCGGGGAAGAAUGCGGAGGAGCUGUAUCUGUCUAUACCGAGCACAGGAAGCGCGCUGGCAGCCUCCAUCCAAUAUGCCACCCACCCGCACCUUGCAGGCUCGCCAGAGGACUUCGAGGACGCCAAGACCAUACUCGAGCUCUUCCAGCGCGAGUUCGGAAUCGUUCCGCCCCCUGUCGUCCCUGUUUUCCCUGCUGGCACGCCCGCCUCUCGCGCCGCGACGCUGAGCAUCUCAGCGCUGCCCGCGCCCAUCGCGUGGAUCGACAAGUACUACCCUGUUAUGAACACACCGCUCGACCACAGCCUCGCGAUUCUCGCUGAGGACGGAUCGGAGGCUUGGAUCGCGGAGUUGGAGGAGGACGGCGACCCGCUAGACCCGGAGGCAGCAAAGUACCGCGUCGCGGUGCCGACAUGGCAUGGACUGAGCAAGGGCGGCGAGGUCGAGGGCGAGCUUGUCUAUUUGAACUACGGCACCAAGGAGGAUUACGACAAUGUGGUAGAGAAGGGGAGUAACCUAACGGGCAAGAUCAUCCUUGCACGUUACGGCGGGAACUUCCGUGGGCUGAAGAUCCAACUCGCGCAAGAACACGGCGCCGCGGGCGUGCUCAUCUACUCGGAUACGCGCGACGACGGAGCAGUUACCGCUGAGAACGGUUACGAGACAUACCCUGCUGGGCCCGCGCGCAACCCGACGUCUGUGCAGCGCGGCAGCGUGCAGUUCAUUUCCGCGUACCCUGGCGACCCGACAACGCCGGGUGUACCCGCGUACGAGAACGCGACGCGUACUGAGGGCGAAAAUAUUCCCAAGAUUCCCAGUCUGCCAAUCUCAUGGGCGAACGCGCAGCGACUUCUUGAGGAGCUGGAAGACGGCCGCGAGGUGACGGGCAAGGCGAGCGAGCGGAAGGUUCGACUUGUGAACCAUGUGGACACGAAGGUCAUCCCGAUCUGGAACACUAUGGCUGUUAUCCCGGGACACAUUCGCAAUGAGACAGUUUUGCUGGGAUGCCAUCGAGAUGCAUGGGUCAUGGGAGCGGUGGAUCCUGUGUCUGGCACCGUGUCUCUACACGAGAUCGUCCGCGGCUUUGGUGCCUUACUCAGAAACGGCUGGAAGCCUCUCAGAAACAUCGUCAUUGCGAGCUGGGAUGCCGAAGAGUAUGGUCUCAUCGGCAGCACGGAAUGGGCAGAGGACUUCCCCGAAUGGAUCACUGGGAACGUUGUUGCGUAUCUGAACGUCGACGUCUCUGUCAGUGGGUCCCGCUGGGGCGCCAGCGGCUCGCCUUCUCUCGCCCACCUGAUUCGUCAGUCUGCUCUCGACGUGUCUCACCCCUCAGUUCCUGGCAAGACUCUAUGGGACGCCAUGGGCGAUUCUGGUAUCUUCACCGGCAAGAGCGAUGCGGAGUUCUUGGAUAUGUACGAGUCGGCUCAGCAAGCGAAGGCUUCUGACACGGGUAUCUCCCCCCUUGGAUCGGGCAGCGAUUUCACACCGUUCUUGCAGCACCUCGGUAUUGCCAGCAUGGAUCAAGGGUUCGGGAACACGCCUACUGACCCGCCGUAUCACUACCACUCCAUCUAUGAUUCGGAAAGGUGGCAGGAGCUAUACGGGGACCCUGGCUUCUCGCGCCAUGUGGCGGUCGCGCAGCACAUGGGUUUGACAGCUCUUCGCAUCAUUGAUGCUAUCAUCAUCCCUCUCAACACUACCCAGUACGCAUUAGAAUUGGACGGCUACCUCAACAAAGUCGAAAGCAUCGCAUCUACGCUAGCAGUUUCGCCCAACUUCUCUGGCCUCCGCAGUUCCAUCUCCAACUUGCAAUCCGCCAGCCAGGCACUCGACGUCGAGAAGGCCGAGGCUGAGAAGAAGUUCAAGGAGGCUCUCGCGAAGCUGCCCAAGAAGUCAGAGCACGAUAGCUGCAAGAUGCUCCACCUCCCCGAAUGGCUUAAGAAGAUCCUUCGUAAAAUCCACCGACACACCAAGCACAAUCCUCUCGAGGAGUUCUUCAAGGCUGCGCAGCGUGUGCAACACGUGAACCAGAAGUUGAGGGUGUUCGAGCGCGGGUUCAUCUCAGAGGAAGGUAUCUCCGAGCGCGAAUGGUACAAGCAUCUCAUCGUAGCGCCCGGGAAGUGGUUGGGAUAUGGUGCAACCACGCUCCCCGCUGUCACGGAGGCUUUGACACUGGAGAAAAACGCUACGCUUGCUGAAUUUGAGGCUAAGCGUGUGACGGCCCUGCUCAACAAGCUGUCAGAUGCCAUUGCUGUAUAA
Messenger RNA from Postia placenta MAD-698-R-SB12, 2514 nucleotides. RefSeq lists its product as hypothetical. The coding region runs from base 1 to 2514 and encodes 837 amino acids. Lineage: Eukaryota; Fungi; Basidiomycota; Agaricomycetes; Polyporales; Adustoporiaceae. The transcript has 11 exons. Gene Ontology annotation, molecular function: carboxypeptidase activity. The record is from RefSeq and is a predicted model, not a curated record.